GCAUAAUGGCUGAUAAAGAGAAGGACGUGCCAGUGGUUGAGGAUGAAGAUGAGCCAGAUCUGAACUACCAGCCUCCAGCACAGAAGAGCCUUCAGGAGAUCCAGGAAAUGGACAAGGAUGACGAAAGCCUGACUAAGUACAAGCAAACCCUCCUGGGCUCAGGACCUGUGGUGGCAGAUCCCACCAUUCCUAAUGUUCAGGUGACCCGGCUGACUCUGAUGUGUGACCAGGCCCCUGGACCCAUCACUAUGGAUCUGACAGGUGACCUCAAUGCUCUGAAGAAGAAGUGCUUCACCAUGAAGGAGGGAGUCGAAUACAGGGUGAAAAUCCACUUCAAGGUCAACAGGGACAUCGUGUCUGGACUGAAAUAUGUGCAUCAGACCUACAAGAAAGGACUCAGAUUGGAUAAGGCGGUCUAUAUGGUAGGCAGCUACGGUCCGAGAGCCGAGGAGCAUGAGUUUAUGACCCCUGUGGAGGAGGCCCCAAAAGGCAUGAUUGUCCGGGGAACCUACCAUAUCAAAUCCUUCUUCACAGACGACGACAAGACAGACCACCUGUCAUGGGAUUGGAACCUGCUGAUCAAAAAAGACUGGGACGGCCCAGAGGAAAGACCCUUCUAAGUCUCUCCCAGAUCUACAGUGACACCACUGAUGUUUCAAACAGACUUAGGCUAGCUAGAUGUGCAGCUGGAGUCGGCUUUGCUUAUGGUUAUAUAAUUAGUCAAAUAUAUAUUAAAAAAUGGAAAAAAAAAUAAAGAUAUUCUUACAUAUUAGUUGUAAUCAACAUUGAGGACAUACUGUACAGUGACUGGCAGGGUAUUAGAGGCGACUUAGUACUUAAAGGGAUAGUUCACCCCAAAAACUGAAAAACAUCUGUCAUUAUUUACUCACCUUCCUUUUGUAUCAGAGUUCUGAUGAACUCGAAAGAAGUUAUUUGGAAAUAUGUUGGAAACCUGUUACCAUUGACUUCCAGUAGAAAACACAAAUACUAUUGAAGUCAAUGGUUACCCAUUUCCAACAUUCUUUAAAAUAUCUUCUUUCAUGUUCAACAGAAGAAAAAAGAAACUCAUAAAGGUUUGGAAUUACUUGAGGGUGAGUAAAUUUUCUAUUUUUGGGAGUCAACUGUCCCUUCGAUAACCAACAAAUGAAAUUCCUCCUGCCUGUACGCUCAGGUUGGUGUAUACUGUAAAUGUAAAUAUCACUGUGUAUGUAUUCUUGCGAUGCAUUUUGAGUUCAUCAAGAGUCAGAUCAGUGCAUGUGUGAAUGUGAAGCCAUCGUGUCCGCAUUGGCUCGUUUCUUUUAUUGAUGACGUAAUCAGCCUGCUGUUUCCUGAGUAAUUCAUGUGUUGGACGUGGUUUGUACUAAGUGUUGCUUGUCCAUUAGGUAUUUCUUAACAUUAAACCCAUUCGAAAAAGACCAGCUAAUACUAGCGGCUGUUUAUAAGCUGCUCAAGCAGCAUUUUUCACUAACUUGCUGAUAACAGAUUUGUAAAAAAAAAUAAAUAAAUAAAAAUCUGGUGAUCUGCUGGUCUUUUCAGCUGGAAAGCCCAUAGUCAAGCACCCUUGUCAUUCCUUGAAAGAGUUUAAAGCGAUAGUUUACCCAAAAAUGAAAAUCUAAUGGUUUGCUCAACCCAUUUUGGGUUUAAUCACCCAAAAUGUGAUUAUUUUCCCAUCAGUAGGACUUUAAAGGGACAGUUCACCCAGAACUGAAUAUUUACUCAUUGUUUACAUCCAACAAACUCAUUUGAGUUCCCUUUUUCUGUUAAACACAAAAUAAGAUACUUUAAAAAAUGUUGGAAAUAUUUGUUUUUUUAUUAUGUAAGUCAAUAGUUACCAGUUUUAACAUUCUUUAAAAUAUAUAUUUUUGUGUUAAAAAGUAAAAGAGAAACUUAAACAGGUUAAGAACUACUUGACUGAGACUAAACAAUAACAAUACAUUUUCAAUUUGUGUGAACUAUCCAUUUAAAGAAGAUUUUUAGCUUGAAACGAUGCCCCUCAGUGAGUCUAAAUGCAACUUAAUGGCUACUGGUACUUUGAGAGUAAAUUUAAACAUAUACCGUCAAAACAAAAUGAAUACAUGUGGCUCUUGUCAGUACAUUGAAGUUAAAUGAGGCACAACAAUCCGUUAAUGCAAGAAACUGAGCACUAUUUACAACAUUAUUACCCUUUUGCGCUAAGCAUGUCGACAACAGAGCGCAAGCAUGCGGUGAGUUAAUUGUCAUUUUUGGGAGAACUUUGCCUUUAAGAUCUGUCCAGGUGUCUGUAACUGUCUUCCGUGUUUCUCCAUCUAGAUCUGAUUUUAGAUUGUCUUAGAUAUUUUUCAUUUGUCAUUCCAAAAUAAAUACAUUUUAUUGUUUA
This is a messenger RNA of Danio rerio (zebrafish), 2356 nucleotides long. The record is from RefSeq. NCBI's taxonomy places the organism in Eukaryota, Metazoa, Chordata, Actinopteri, Cypriniformes, Danionidae.